CACGAGUCGUCUUACCACCUUCGAGGGACACGAGGUUCCUCCACAUCGCGUCCUCGGUGUCUUCGAACGAGAGAAAAGUCGAGAACCUAACGAAACGAGCUCGAAAUUCUCUUCGCGGUUCCCUUUCGCGCGCACGAAGCAUCGAGAUCGAAGGAUCGCUGCAAGAAUUCGAUCGAUCUUCGCUGGUAAUCGGAUCGUGUUAGGCAUCCCCGUGGACCCGUGGGUACGGGAGACACGAUUAAUCGUCCGUGGAUAGCGGAACGGACGGGCGCGGAAAAUUCGGUCGUGCGGUGGCAUCUGGAAGAGGACGAAGACGUGACGGGACUCGACGACGAGGGAUCGACGAACUUGCUGGCAGCUGCGGACAUCCGGGAAGAGAUAAACGUUUAUACGGUCGAAAUGUGAUACAACGUCUUCCAGCGAAUCCAGUGAAACCGAUAAAAGACUGUAACCCACUCGGUCUGGAUAGUCCUGCUCGAGGAUACGAUGAACGGCCGGAUGUCUAGCCUCGCUACCAUCGAGAAAACGCACACGACGCGCGGAUCCCGUCGAAUUUCCAGCGCGUAGAUCGCUCGUGCCCAGGUAAAACACGCAGAAGCGGGACACGGAUCGUUCGCGUUCUCGAUGGAACGAGCUUUCGAAACGAUCGGAAGAAAAAUGUCGGUCGAGGUGAGAGCAGGACGACCAACUAUGCCCACGAUCCCACAAUCGAAGAGACCAACGAUCUUAGUAUAUCCAACAGUGACCCCGGAGAGCAUCAUCAUCCCGAUAGUGUCGUGUAUCCUAGGCUUUCCGUUGCUGGCACUGAUGGUCAUCUGUUGCCUGAGAAGAAGAGCGAAGCUCGCGAGGGAACGCGCCAGAAGAAGAAACUGUGACCUGGACCACGGUGCCCUGAGCCUAGUUCGUUUCAGCCCUGUUCAUCGUUUAGCGUCUAAAGAGGAUUUAGCCGGAAUCGAUCGUUCAACGAGAGCAGUAUCCUUACGGAGCGAUCGAGGAUCGAGAGCCUUUCCGUCGCUGGAUCUGGACACCGUGGUCGAAGAACGAUCGGAUCCUGAACAGAGCACCGCGCUGGAACUUAGCAGUCCGGAUUAACAUCCAGCUUUGGUACCGCCCAGGUCUCCUCGACCAUCAAAAUCGGCGGUACCACUGCCCGUAGAUCACAGUCCGCUUUGGACGGCAUUGACACACGCUAACGCCGUGAGUUCUGCUCUUGGAGAUACCUAGCAGGAGGUUGAAGAGGGCGGC
Molecule: messenger RNA, 1245 nt
Organism: Colletes gigas
Lineage: Eukaryota; Metazoa; Arthropoda; Insecta; Hymenoptera; Colletidae
Exons: 6
Coding region: 625-1092 (155 amino acids)
Source: RefSeq, a predicted model, not a curated record